UGGAAGAGUGGUUGGGAUAAGAGGGCGACAUUGGCAUAUGAGAGAGGUCUGUAAAACAGUGGUAACUAUUGAAAUGCUUCUUGGCUGGCAAAUCUUGUUGGCGCCAACUCUGUUUCACUGUAACUCCAGUGCUCCUCCAAUUGCCUUGUGUAAUUUCUCCUCCAAAUCAAUAUCAAGAUUUUCCCCAAACAAUCAUGUCUUUCCUUCUACUAGGCUCUUAAUACCUUCAGCUAGUCUGAAGAGAGAUGAAAAUAAGGAGGCGGAUGAUUUUGCUGAACUGAAGGAGAAAGUGGAAAAUUUGGGUAUAUGCUGCGAUUCUAUUAACCCCGGAGAAUACACACGAUUAAUGUGUCCCAAGUGCAAAGGUGGUCAGCAAAUGGAAAAGAGUUUAUCAUUUCAUAUGUCCUGGAAAAGGAAUUAUGCAUUAUGGAGGUGCUUCAAUUUUGAAUGUGGAUGGGCAGGCCAGAUCCCUGCACACAACAACACGACAUCUGAUGGGGUUCAUCAACUUGGCAGAAUGACUUCUCCACGGAUACUUAUGGAGGAAAGCUUGAAGUUAGAACCAUUAGGUGAUACGGUAGCUGCAUAUUUUGCCAAGAGGAUGAUAUCAAAGGAUACUCUGAGGAGAAAUCAUGUCAUGCAAAUGGCUGGUGAUCAGAUCAUCAUUGCCUUUACUUAUAGGCAGAACGGUAUGCUCAUCGGCUCCAAGUAUCGGACUCUUGAGAAAAGGUUUUGGCAGGAGAAGGGUACAGAUAAGGUACUUUAUGGACUGGAUGAUGUAAGAGAAGCAGACGAGAUCAUCAUUGUAGAAGGUGAAAUAGAUAAGCUUUCAGUGGAAGAAGCUGGAUUUCCCAACUGUGUCAGUGUUCCUAAUGGUGCACCACAGACCAUCGCAUCCAAAGAACCUCUACCACUGGAAGAGGAUACCAGAUUUUCAUACCUGUGGAACUGCAAAGAUUGCUUGGAGAAGGCGUCCCGAAUUGUGCUGGCAACUGAUGGUGAUUUACCAGGCCAAGCAUUGGCUGAAGAGCUUGCCCGCCGUUUGGGGAAAGAAAGGUGUUGGCAAGUAUGUUGGCCUAAAAAGGAUGAGUGUAGCAGUUAUAAAGAUGCAAAUGAGGUACUUGUAAAUCUGGGAUUACAAGCCCUGAAAGAAGCGAUUGAAUGUGCUGUGAAAUAUGAAAUGCAGAAUUUGAACUAAUCCACAUUUCUCAAGUCUUUUAAGAUCUAUUCAACAGUACUUGACUCUCCCCGAGACAUUAUGUGUCCACUGUUCUUGUUUUGGAGAUGAAAGGUUUCAUUCUCUACUUGGAAGUUGGAAUGAAGGUUUUGGACCAUAGUCACCAUACAAGGUACCUUGUUAUAAGAGUCCUCAGAUGCUUUCCAACGAUGGAGGAACGAAAUCGGUCUAAAACUGUUUAGGAGAUUAGUUUCUUAUACUAAUAUAUAUCUAUAUCUCCAUUUAAUUAUUUUUUUGGUUACAUUCAUUUGGUUAUUAUAUGUUAUAAGAGUAAUAUUGGUGCAUGUCCAUAACUCCUAUAGAAAUAACAGCCAAAUGUGAACCAA
This is a messenger RNA of Lycium barbarum (goji berry), 1563 nucleotides long. RefSeq names its product primase homolog protein. The transcript has 15 exons. Bases 38 to 1198 code for a protein of 386 amino acids. Lineage: Eukaryota; Viridiplantae; Streptophyta; Magnoliopsida; Solanales; Solanaceae. The record is from RefSeq and is a predicted model, not a curated record. Gene Ontology annotation, molecular function: single-stranded DNA binding; 5'-3' DNA helicase activity.